Messenger RNA from Ceratotherium simum simum (southern white rhinoceros), 1740 nucleotides. It is a transcript of the gene JAML, whose product is annotated as junction adhesion molecule like. Gene Ontology annotation, cellular component: plasma membrane. Gene Ontology annotation, biological process: monocyte extravasation; neutrophil chemotaxis; neutrophil extravasation. The record is from RefSeq and is a predicted model, not a curated record. Gene Ontology annotation, molecular function: cell adhesion molecule binding. NCBI's taxonomy places the organism in Eukaryota, Metazoa, Chordata, Mammalia, Perissodactyla, Rhinocerotidae.
CACCAUGGAGGUCUGGAAUAUGAGGCUUUCCUCACCACCUCGGAAGGCACGCAUAUGGUUUGCUCUGAGCCUGACCUUCUGUGCUGGCAGAAGUCUCUUCAGUUGGACUUGGAAACUGCAGUUGUGAGAGAGUUCAGUGCAUUGCUUCUCCUGAGAGCGCCUCAUCCUGGAUUGAAAAAUGGAGAGCAGCAUGUUUUGCCUACUGAAACUCAUCCUGAUACCAGUGUUACUGGAUUAUCCCUUCAGCCCGAAUGACUUGAUUGUUUCCUCCCUUGAGCUAACAGUCCACGAGGGUGAUUCAGCCCUGAUGGGAUGUGUUUUCCAGAGCACAGAAGAGAAACGUGUGACCAAGGUAGACUGGAUGGUCUCAUCAGGAAAGCCCGCCAAGGAGGAUUAUGUGCUAUACUAUUAUGCCAACCUCAGCGUGCCUGUGGGGCGCUUCCAGAAUCGUGCGAGCUUGGUGGGAGACAUCUUACGCAAUGAUGGUUCUCUCCUGCUCCAAAAUGUGGAAGAGGCUGACCAGGGAACCUACACCUGUGAAAUCCGCCUUGAAAAGGAGAGCCUGGUGUUCAAAAAAGGAGUGGUGCUGCAUGUACUACCAGAGGAGCCCAAAGAGCUCACGGUCCAUGUGGGUGAUUCAACUCGGAUGGGAUGUGUUUUCCAGAGCACAGAAGAGAAACGCAUGACCAAAGUAGACUGGACGUUCUCAUCAGAAGAGCAUGCCAAGGAGGAGAUUGUGCUGCGCUAUCACCCCAAACUCAGCAUACCUCUGGGGUACCCCCAGAACUGGGGCCGCUUCCAGAACCGUGUAAACCUGGUGGGGGACACUUCUCGCAAUGAUGGCUCCAUUCUGCUCCAAGGAGUGAAGGAGUCUGACAGAGGAAGAUACACCUGCAGCAUCCACCUGGGAAACCUGACCUUCAGGAAAACCAUUGUGCUGCACGUGAUCCCCAAAGAGCCCCAAAGGUUGGUGACCCCAGUAACCGUCAGACCUGAGAUCCUGGGUGGUAAUCACCUGGUGAUCAUCGUGGGGAUUGUCUGCACCACUAUCCUGCUGCUUCCUGUUCUGAUAUUGAUCGUGAAGAAGACUCACAGGAAUAAGAGUUCCGACACUUCCACAGCCCUGGUAAAAAGCCUGGAGAACACAAAGAAGGCCCUUCCAGAGAAACACAUUUACUCCUCAAUAUCUACACGAGAGGUGAUCGAGGAAGAAGAACCAAGUGGAAAAUCAGAGGCCACCUACAUGACCAUGCACCCAGUUCGGCCUUCUCUGAGGUUAGUGCCAAAUAACCCACUUGAAAAAAAUUCAGCUGGGGGCAUGCCAACAACAGAGCAAGCUGUUUGAGAAGAAAGGAGAGCUCCUUCAUCCUUUGCGGUAGCAGACACCCUGUGUGUCCCGGGUCCCUGUACCAGUUAUUGCAGACCCCUCGGCCUCCCAGUUGUCUGCCUGCCCCAUUGCUUGGUCAAAGGGCUGAAGAUGAAGGGUUCGGAGCCUGGUAGCAAGAUGGGACAGCUCUGCUUGGGGGUGGGGAGCAUGGACUUGGUCCCUCUGGAGUGGGACACUGGCCCUGGGCACCCGGGCUGAGCUGCCGCAGUGGCCUCAAACACUCCAUUGGAUCAGACCCUUCCAUUGCACAGUGUUCUUUGUGGACAAGUUACUGGGAAGAAUCAGAAAUAAAAACCAACCCAAAUGAUUCCUUUGGCAAAUUGUCCCUAAAUAAAUGUGGUUUGUGGAAAUCA